ACACACAUAUAUACAUACACACACACCACACAUUCUCUCUCUCUCUCUCUCUCUCUCUAUAGGCACAGAGCAUCUUUUCUCCCCCCUCACUCACUCACUCACUCACUCACUCUCUCUCUCUCUCUUACUUGUUGUUAUAUUGUCUUCAGUUCUCUCUCUCUUUCACAUUUGCUUCAAGUGUGAGACGGAAACGGCUCUCAAGCAACCGAGAGGCGCCGGUGAGGCUCGUAAUGAAGAGGAGUUUUGGGGCGGCACGGUCGAUGGCAGAUGAAGGAGCGGCAGCGCUGGCGCGCUGAGGAGGACGCGAUCCUGCGGGCGUACGUGCGGCAGUACGGGCCGCGCGAGUGGCACCUGGUGGCCCAGCGCAUGAACGCGCCGCACCUCCGCCGCGACGCCAAGUCCUGCCUGGAGCGCUGGAAGAACUACCUCCGGCCGGGCAUCAAGAAGGGCUCGCUGACCGAGGAGGAGCAGCGCCUCGUCAUCCGCCUGCAGGCCAAGCACGGCAACAAGUGGAAGCGCAUCGCCGCCGAGCUCCCCGGCCGCACCGCCAAGCGCCUCGGCAAGUGGUGGGAGGUCUUCAAGGAGAAGCAGCAGCGCCAGGAGCUCCGCGACACCUCCCGCCACCACAAUUCCUCCGCCGCCGCCUCCGCCGCCGACGCCUCCGCCGAGCAGGGCAAGUACGACCGCAUCCUCGAGAGCUUCGCCGAGAAGCUCGUCAGGGAGCGCGCCAUCCCCCCCGCCCCGCUGCUCAUGGCGGCGCCGCUGCUCCCCCCCUGGCUCUCCAAUUCCAACAACGCCAGGGCCUCUUCGCCCUCCGUCACGCUCACGCUCUCGCCCUCCACCGUGCCGCCGCCCCCGCCCCCGAUACCGUGGCUGCAGGCGGACCGGUCUAAUUCGCCGCACCCGCCCGCGGCGCUGAUGGUCGAGGGCCGCGUGCUCUCCGAGCUCGUUUCGUGCUGCCGGGAGGUGGACGAAGGGUACCAGGCGCUGAUGGCGCACAAGAAGGAGGCGGCGUGGAGGCUGAAGAGGGUGGAGCUGCAGCUCGAGUCGGAGAAGGCGAGCAAGAGGAGGGAGAAGAUGGAGGAGAUCGAGGCGAAGGUGCGCGCGCUGAGGGAGGAGCAGAGGCUGGCGAUGGAGAGGAUCGACGCCGAGUACCGGGAGCAGAUCGCGGGGCUGAGGAGGGACGCCGAUGCCAAGGAGCAGAAGCUGGUGGAGCAGUGGGCCGCCAAGCACGUCCGCCUCAGCAAAUUCCUGGAGCAGGUCGGCAGCAGUGGCGGCGGCUGCGGCCGCCCGUGGCCGCCGACCGGCCGGGAGGAAUAGAGUUUGGAGCACACCAAACCUGCGCCGCAGCAGUGAUUCCACAUUGAAUUUGUGAGAGAGCAAUCUCAAAUCGUAUCAACCUCAUCGGAGGCCAAAUCAAGAGCAAUACUAUAAUUCCGGCCCACCAAAGACGAUAAAAGAAAACUAGUGUUGUCGAUGAACUUUUUAUUCAUAUAUAGAAUCACUGUUGCAGGGGAAAAUUUCUGAUCAGAGCUGAGGGGUCGGGUGUUUUAAAAAUGUAGCUUUCGUGAUUUAUCACCUGGAUGUUGAGUGAUCCAUGCAUGGUUCUCUGUUUCUCGCGAUAGAACUCAAAAAAUGUUUUUUUGGCUAUAUAUAUAUGUGCCGUAAUUUUAGUUUAAUUA
Messenger RNA from Ananas comosus (pineapple), 1682 nucleotides. Its product is annotated as transcription factor AS1. The transcript has 2 exons. The record is from RefSeq and is a predicted model, not a curated record. Lineage: Eukaryota; Viridiplantae; Streptophyta; Magnoliopsida; Poales; Bromeliaceae. Bases 268 to 1320 code for a protein of 350 amino acids.